AUGAUAAUAAGAAUCGAGGAGAAGUAUGCAAGCAGUUCUGUUCGAGAGUGGUUUGGUUGCCUAAAGUCUGAUGAAGAUGUUCUAGAAGAAGAUGAAAAAGUAAGCAAUGGACUACCGGAAUACAGAAUAGAAAUAAAAGAAAAUGGCGAAGGAAAUGAUGCUACUAUUUCUGUGGGAAAGCUUAACAUAAAACACAAAGUGGCAUUGGAUGUGCUUGAGGACACCCUGAUAGAGGUUGUUGGGUCUCUUCUUGGAUAUGAACAGACCAUUCUUUAUGGGUUUACUGUUAAAGACUCCAGUGGGACUAAAAUGAAACCGGUUGUCCCAAUCUUCUUUAAAUCAACUCUUGGAGUUCAAAUUCCAAAAAGACUAGGAUACUUGAAAAGUGACAACUCUGGCAUGCCGGAGGUAGAUGAGGGAAUGAUGAUUCCGUUUGUAUCAAUUAGCCCUAUUAUCAAAUCUGUAUUGACUUCUGGGACCUUAAGAUUCUCAGCAGAAAACGUGAAAGUUUUAUUGGCGCCUUACAACGGAUCUAUGUUUAUGAUCCCAAACACAGCCAAUAUAAUCCCUAUGGUCCGUGGCAUGCGGUCUAGAGAAGACAUGGGGGUGUUUCUUAAACUCCUUAGGAGCUUUCCAUUCAAGUUUGUCGAAACCUUCAUAAAAGCAUAUCAGCAGCCUUCUUCUGUUACGGUUAAUAGAGAGCUAAGCAAUUGCUUCUCCGAAUUCCAAAACAACCUUACAAAGCUUGACAUAAAGUGCAUAUACAAAAUAGUGUCGAGCGCCCCUGUGUUUCUUGAUGCUCGAGAUAAGAUCACUGAGAGGGUUGAGAAGUUUUAUGUCUACAAUGCAAGGGGGUUCAAAAGGAAAAAAGGUCAAUAUCUUAAGUGUAGAGAGGAACUUUACAUUGAUAGGUGCCCCAUUGGAUCUUUGAAGAGAUAUUUCAGGGACCUUUGA
Messenger RNA from Encephalitozoon romaleae SJ-2008, 954 nucleotides. RefSeq lists its product as hypothetical. The transcript has a single exon. The record is from RefSeq and is a predicted model, not a curated record. The coding region runs from base 1 to 954 and encodes 317 amino acids. Lineage: Eukaryota; Fungi; Microsporidia; Unikaryonidae.